AUGUUUACUGAAGAGAAACCGUUGACGAUUUCUGCACUUCCUGACUUGAUGUUGAAUGUCAUGAACUCGGGGUACCAAGGAAUUUUGAAAUGGUUCCCAUGGCUGGUGUUCACAACUCCAGAACUGAUCAUAAGAUUCACACAUUUACAGCAGCAGGACAGAUACAUGGAAUGUGACAUUGAGAAAGUCAUCAACAAGAGAACCAAGAGGAGAUCAACACCAAGCACUAGACAUUAUGCAUUGGAACGACAUCACAACACAUUUAACCACAAAAAAAUAGACAGACAGACACCUCCAUGGCUCCAUCAGAGCACAAGUAGUAGCAUCACCACCGGUACUACAAGUGAACUCUUCAUUUGCUUCACUUCUGGUCUCUCAUCUUCCUCCAUGAAGUCCAUUCUUAGUCCCGGCCGUGCAAGAGAACCCUCCCAAAUCUCACUCUCUGCUUCUCUCAGUAGAAGACUUAAAACCAAUGGCAGCAUCAAAAGCGGCCAAUCUCCAAUGUUCCCCAAAAAACGCGGCGCCGGAUUCGAAAACGUCGAACCCAGUUCCCCAAAAGUGACCUGCAUCGGUCAGGUGAGAAUGAAGACGAAGAAACAGGGGAAGAAAAUGAGGACCAGAUCGAAGCGAAGGGAAGGAGGAGGUGGGGGAAAUGUUAGUUUCAGAAGGGUUGAUCAGAACAAAAUUCCAAAUCAAGAUUACACGACUUCUACUACUAAUCAUGUGAAUCCGGAGUGUUUGCGGCACCGAAAUCAAAGAUGGGUUCACUUGCCUGUCACAAUUUGUGAAGGAUUGAGAGCAUUUGGAGCUGAAUUGAAUUGCUUCACACCGUGCCGCUCUAAUUGUAUGAAGGAGAAGGAGGAGGAGGGAUCUGGACGGAGUUCUCGUGGGGCGUUGUUUUCGCGGUGGUUGAUGGCGGUGCAGGAAGGGGAAGGGAAAGGGAGGGAAAUAAAGUUGGUGGUUGGAGAACAAGAGAGAAUUGAGAAAAGUAGUAGUAGUAAUGCGGAGAUGAUGAUGAUGAGGAGUCAGAGGAGGCAUGUGUUUGAAGAGAUUGAGUUCAAGGAAGAGAUGUUUGAGGGUAAGAAUAUGAAGUCAGAGGAAGAGGAAGAAGGAAGAGUGAGUAUAUGCAUACCACCCAAGAAUGCUCUUUUACUGAUGAGAUGCAGAUCUGAUCCUGUAAAAAUUGCUGCACUUGCUAAUAAGUUUUGGGAGCCACCAGAAGUAAAGGAAGAGGAAAAAGAAGAAGAAGAUGUGAAAGAAGCAGAGCAAGAAAAGGCCGGUGAGGUAGGAAAAUUGAAUCUUGAGCUUGAAAGGGAGUGCAAGGAAAGCAGAGAGAGCGAGGGAUGUGAAAAGUUGGGUUCUUCUAUAAGUGUAGACGAUGAAGAAGGAGAUGAACAAGAACAAGAAAACCCAGAAGGGGGCAAAGAAAUCAGAGAAGCGGCAGUGGAAGAAAUGAACUUUGAGAAGCAAGAAGAGGAAGCAGAGACUGAGCAACACCAUCAAAACCCAGUUUAUGGAAGUCAAGAGACUGAAACUUCUGCAGAUCUAGAGAAGUUAUCAGACGAAGAAAAUGCCCCCAUUUUGAUUCGACAGAGGGAAGAAGAAAAUCUCGUAGAAACUGAAGCAGAAAUUUAUGGAGCAGACAACAAUGUAGUAGAUUCCAAUGAUGCAGUCGAUGAAAUUGUAGAGGCAAUUUCAAGUUCUGAUGAAGACCAAAACACAGAAGAGCCACAAGAACAGUUAGUGACCCCUCAGAGAUCCGAACCUGAACCCGAAUGCCCGGAAACCCAGGAAGACGAAGUGGGUUGCCAGUCAAAGCAAGAGACAGUGAAGAGAGAAUCAACAGUUUCAGUUUUACCAGAUUGUUUACCGUUGAUGACGUGCGAGCCGAAGCUAUCAAUGGAGAAUAAACCCGAUAGCACGAUCAAUAAAACGGACGGUGGAGAUGAUUCCAAAAAGUGGAUCAGCAUUGACUCCAAUCCUGUACCAGUGCAGCAAUCGCAGCAGCCGUCAAGGUCUUCCUGCUCGCACCCGUCAGCGGCGGCUUACAGAGCCUGCGUCACUUCAUCAUCAAUGGCUAACAUGAUUGAGCAGAAGGUGGUCGGAGGGAAGGUUUACGAGCAGUUUAUGCUCCUGCGCUGCAAGUCUGAGCCGAGGAGGUCAGCGGCCAAGCUAGCUGUGCCAGAGACUUGUUUCUGGAAGAAUAGGAAACUGGAGCCGCAUCGUGCGGCGGCUACACUUGGAGUCGGCGCGGCUGGACUUGGAUUUUGAAGCCCAGUUGAUGGGAGAUAAAAAUAAUAGUAAUUUUGCAGAAAAGUUCGGUAUUUUUUUUUGCUUGGCUGGUAAAGUUUCAAUUUUUUUUGUUCUCUAACUUAAUUAUUGGGUGUAUUGAAUUUAUUACUAGUGAAUAGUGUUGUGUUCUUUUCAUGUCUA
Molecule: messenger RNA, 2433 nt
Organism: Tripterygium wilfordii
Lineage: Eukaryota; Viridiplantae; Streptophyta; Magnoliopsida; Celastrales; Celastraceae
Exons: 4
Coding region: 1-2271 (756 amino acids)
Source: RefSeq, a predicted model, not a curated record